AUGUCAUUGCUCCAACUAGACACCGCCAGUGCUACUACUGCCACUUGCUCCCCCAUUUCUUCGCCCCUCACACCCUCCACAUCUUCAGAUAACAUUACGCCCCGGAGCUAUUUUCACACGCAUCGACGCUCCGCUUCAUACUUCUACGGUCUGGAACCUCCAAUACCUGCGGAUACACCAGUGGACUUUCAAAUAAAACACUCUUCGCCGUUUCCACAUACUCCUGUCACCACAUCCCGUCCCUUUCUACGAAAAGACCAUAGCAUGGAUGUCUCCAAAGUCCUGCAGCUGCAAACCGCAGCUGCAUACCAACCGAACACAUCAAACUCCGGUGCUUCGACCUCCUCUAAGACCUCUUUGAACCCUGUUCACACUCAACCCACUAUACCUAUUAGAUGCUCAAGAUGCCAUCAGCAAUCAAUCUUCAGCUCCACACGCGGCAUGAUCAAUUACGGCUCGAAUCUAUACUACUGUAUACGAUGUGCCGACAUCGUCGGAUACGGCGGAUGA
Molecule: messenger RNA, 510 nt
Organism: Pseudovirgaria hyperparasitica
Lineage: Eukaryota; Fungi; Ascomycota; Dothideomycetes; Acrospermales; Acrospermaceae
Exons: 1
Coding region: 1-510 (169 amino acids)
Source: RefSeq, a predicted model, not a curated record